This is a messenger RNA of Heterotrigona itama, 5768 nucleotides long. Lineage: Eukaryota; Metazoa; Arthropoda; Insecta; Hymenoptera; Apidae. The record is from the annotation of a GenBank genome assembly.
AAGUGUAUUUAAUAGGAUACAUGAAAAAGUAUGGGAAAUGAGUCAGAAUAAAUGUAACAUAACAGCUCUGCUUGUAUAAGAGGGCACAAACUAUGUUAAACUGAACUAUAAAUUAUAAAUAUUAUAUAAGACGAUAAAUAAUAAUUAUUAUCAUUAUUAUAAUUAUUAUUAAUUGAAUUAGAAAAUUGUAAUCUACCCAUCAACAACCACUUUUGAAUAAGGGAGACUUAAGUCUGUAAUUCGUGUAUAACAAAAAUCAAGCUGUAUAAUGUUGUUGUUAUUGCUGUUGUGUUUUUAUUAUCCUUAAUCUCAUUAUUUAGGAGAAAAAUGCUUUUUUGGAAAAAGGGAAUAAAAUUAAAUUUGAUAUUUACAGAAAAAAAUAAAGUUAUUUAACAUUCUAAGAGAUUAGAAAGAACUUAUUUAUUACAUAUUCUAUCGAAGUUACAAUACAAUAUAAAAUAUUUCUUAUACUAAUCUGAAAAUAUUCAAAGCGUUUUUCGCGUAUCGUAGUAUGUAUAAUAUAACCCCAAAAUGUAAAGUAUGUUGUUAUUUUUAAGAGUAUUGUAUUUUGUAUCACUUCUAAUUGGUUUUGCACAAAAUAUCGUUGUAAAUAAAUUUUGUAGUAUAGAUGAGUAUGAAGAAACUACCAAGAAAUGCAACGUUCAAUUAUGUUAUUUGCAAAAUCGUUAUGUACUCUAUGAUGUUAAUCCUGCAGAAGGAUUUAAUUUAAGAAGAGAUGUUUAUAUUCGCACUGCAGUUUUUAUAAAAAAUAUAAUCAAACAAGAAAAAAGUAUUAAAUGGCAUUUAGUUUUGCCACCAUGGGAUAAUUUAUAUCAUUGGCGUAGUAAACACAUAGGAUUCCAAACUCAAUUAUCUUGGGGCUUGUUCUUUGACAUUCCAAGUUUGCAAAAAUAUAUACCAGUUAUUGAAAUGUAUCAGUUUCUACAAGAGUAUCCUUCAGAAAAUAAUGAAACACGUCUUGAUGUUGUAUAUGUCUUACAAAAUGAUGAGGAGAUGUUCAAGACGGGUAAAUUUAAAGACAAAAAUGAAAUAAUAAAAUGUAACAAUAAAGCAUUACAAUUUCAUAAAGUAGAAUCUAAAAAAUACAUUGGACAUUUUUGGGGAUAUCAUAAUAUAACUUCUAAAGCUAUUAAGUGUGUUAAAUUUCAUGGUACAAUGUCUGGUCUUAAACAAAAUCUUAAAUCUAAUGUUUAUAGAUCCAUAAUGUUUGAUCACAUGGAGAUUGCAUUACAUGACUUCUACGGCACAAUAGAAUAUUGGAAAGUUAGACGUAGUAUGCGAUAUAAUUCUGAAUUAUAUAAUAUUGCUAGUGAAUAUAGAAAAAGUUUCCUUAAUUCAACAAAUGAACAUGAUAAGACUGAACGACCAGAUGAUUGGACUAAAGAAAAAGGCAGAAGAAAUGCAAUUGGAGGACCUUAUUUAUCAGUCCAUUUAAGAAGACGUGAUUUUUUAAUUGGUCGUUCUUCAACAGUGCCAACAAUAGCAUCUGCUGCUUUUCAAUUGAAAAAUAAGUUAGAUAAGCUUGGAUUAAAAUUUCUGUUUGUUGCUACAGAUGCAACACAAGAAGCAAUUUGUUUAGAAUUUAGUGAACUUAAACAAUAUUUGUCUGAUUAUACGGUUCUUAAAUUUAUUCCAUCAGACUAUAUAUUAAAUAAAUUUAAAGAUGGCGGGAUUGCAAUUAUUGACCAGAUAAUUAGUUCUUAUGCCAGGUAUUUUAUAGGAACACAAGAAUCAACAUUUACAUUUAGAAUACAAGAAGACAGAGAAAUCAUUGGUUUUCGCACUAAAACAACAUUUAAUUAUUUGUGUAAAAAUACUGAGAAAUGUGACACUAAUGGACAAUGGAAAAUUGUUUGGUAACAUAUAAAAAUAUGUAUGUAAUUAUAUGUACGUAUAUAUUAGAUAAUAAAGUCAAUGACUAAUUUUGAACAUACAUUUUAUCAUGAUGUGUAUAUAAGUACAAUCUGUUUUUAUAUGUUUAUGUAUCUUUACUGAUAUUAAUUAUUUCCCUAUAUAAUUAUUUUCCUUAACUUAUUGCUGGUUUGCCAAUUAGUUCUUGUUCCCGAUGAAGUUCUUGUUCUCGUUGUUGUUCUCUAUUCAAGGCCUCUUUCUGUACUAUUUGCUGCAAUCUUGAUGCUCGUUUCUAUACAAAGAAUGUCCUUUCAUGAAUGGAAACCAUUUCUUUUUUCAUUAAUAUUAAUUUACCUUGACUAAUUUUAAUCAUUUGAAACUGUAAUACAUAUUCCCUUUAUGUAUUUUAUGUUUGAGACCAUUCUUCUAUAUUAGAAAUUUCUGUAAAAUCAAAUUUAUAUUUUAAUAUCAACACUUACCAUCUCAUUUAAUUUAACAUCAUUAAAAACAUCUUGGACUUUUUUAUUCUCAAUUUGCAUCUGACUGAGCAAAAUUUCUUGUUUGCUUUUUACUUCAUUUAGCUUUUUUCCACUUUGUUCCCAUUGUUCUUGAUAUUGUUUUAAGAAUCCUUCGCUUAAUUUUUUUAUAGCUAUUUUGAAGUCAAUUUCAUCUUCUUCGCUGUAAAAUUUCUCAAUUUGUGAUUGAAGUUCUCUUGCUUCUGUUUCUUUCAUAUCUGUCAUCAUUUUCUAUUCUUAAUAUUGUUACUGAUAAUUAUUUAAUAAAUUACAGUAUUUGGAUGUAAAUGUAAUGUAAAUAAUAACAUUAACUAUGAGUUUGAUAUUUGUCAGAUCAACAACAAUUCGAAAUAAACAUGAAUCGUGGCAAUAAUAACUGCACGUAGCUUCAGCAUUGACGCUUAUCUUUCUAAUAUAUGUUUGCUUCAUGCUCUUGAUGCAACUUGAACAUAACCAAGAAAAAAGUUGUAGGGAAAAAAUAUUUACUGUUUAUGAAGUGGAAUGAUAUAUUUUUGAAACAUAAUGAGAAGUUGGAUAAACAUUUUUAGUUGAGAUGGAGCACCUUCCAAAUAGAGAAUAUAUUAUGGUAGCUCCUGGAAUAAACACUGUAGCGGUGCUUCUAAAUAUAGGAUUUAUUUUUAGGUUGGAGCUAGCCAUAGUUUAAAUCAAGAAUUUGAUCUAAAACUGCAUUUCUAGACGGUUUUGUAAUAGGUGUGAAAGAUGUUUAUUUUUAAAUGACAUCUUUAGUCUUGUUUUUAUUUUUCAUUAAUGUUCUAUUUGUAUUUAAUUUUGUGCAAUAUUACUCAACUAUCAAAUGCUUAAAUAUUUUACAUUGGACAUUGAUAAAAAUGGCAAAUGACUUAAUAAUAAGAGGUAAAGAUAGACUACAAGAAAUUAGUAUUAAAUUAGAGCAAAGCCAUUUGGUUUAUUUACAAACAGAUGACAGCCCUUUAAAAUUGCAACAGCGUCGUAAACUUGAAGGUUUUAUUAAAGAAUAUCUCUGUCUUGUUCCAAAUGAAAACAAAUAUGUAUUUCAAGAAACUGCAGAUAUAUUGCAUAGGUCAGCAGCCACAUUGCAAGAUUUUAGUGGAUAUAGAGCCGCAACUGCCUGGAGUGCUAUUUCAUUGUAUGCUGCCAAUCUUUUGGCUCAGCCUUGGAGAAGAGAAUAUAGAACGUUAAAGACUUAUAGUGGAUAUUAUAAGCAUGAGGUAGAAGCAAAUUUAAUAGGAGCAGAAUUAAUGUUUGAACAAAUGGGAUACAAACAUACAGGGUUAGGAGUGCUCACUUUAGAGGGUCCUAUUGACCCUGAUAAAGUAUCUAGUGUAAGCAGAGAUGCAAUAGUUGCUUUUGUUGAAUGUCAGAUCUUGAAGCAAAUAUGGGAGAAUGUUUCGCAGAAUUACAGUAUCUCAUGGUUAGAAGUAUUAGAGUUUCGAGAAAAUCAUGUUGGUACACCAGAGCAAGCAAUCAGAGCAUUAAACUACCGUUUUCUUGAGAAAAUGCAUCAAACUCGAACAAAAGCGGAGAAUUACAGAGAUUAUCAUUAUCCGCAAACUGCAUGUAUAGAUGCAGUAUCACCGUCGAUUCCUUAUCACAUUAUGCCUCCUAGUUAUAAUAUGUCAAUGCCUGUUUGUCAAUCAGAAUACAGAUAUAUCGAAGAUACAAAUUCGAUACCUGGAACUUACAAAUACUUUCAACCAGUGGAUCACGGCUUUGGAAAUCGAUGUAGUGCCUAUGGAUAUUUACCACAUGGUAAUAAAUAUUUGAGCGGAGUCAAUCCUUACUAUACCACAAUGCCAGGAUACACAAGAGUACCAACGGGUAGAUUAAUUGAACUUGAUAUGCCGGUUUCGGUUGCGAAUUAUGACAAACUGCACAAUCGGAAGAUAUCUCAUCGAAUAUCAGACUUGGACGAAGUAGAUUUUUAUAAAAGACAUUCUAGUGAUGGAAAUCAUUAUGAUUAUGGAAGAAUCGAUAAAAAAUCGGGGCGAUCAAUCGAUGAAAGAAAUAAUUACGAUUCUUGGGAUUUUGUGUAUAAAAAUUUAGAAACUUUAGGCUAUUCUAAAGAUCUUGGUAAUCGAGAAGAUAUUUUACACAAACGAGAGUGUGAUUCCCGAUUGAGUAAACAAAAAUCUUUUAAACAAAAUGAUAACGAUGAAAAACAUAGUGUACAUGGCUUUGAAAAAAGAAGAAGCGCAAGGACUGAUGCAAAUGAGAUGGAUUCGUCUAUGACAAAUGGUCGACAUCAUUAUCACGAUACGUUACCUUUCAAAAAGAAGUCUUCUUCUUUUGACUUAAUGGAUUCGAAUAGAUAUCAUGAUGCAUCUUCAGAAAGUCAUUUAUCUUCUCAUAAUAAAGAAAAAAGAUGUAGUCAAACGCUUCCAAUUCAACGUUCUCAUCAAUCGGUGGAUCAAAUUGUAAAAAUUGUGGAUACAUUAAAAAAUUUAGAACUUUCUCAUUCAGAAAAAGAAAAUGAAAUGGAAGAAGAUGGAGAUAAGACUUGGAAUUGUGCUACUUGCACCUAUCUUAAUUUUUCAUCAAAAGAAAUUUGUGAAAUGUGUGGAAAAUCUAGGCACAAAGGAAACGAAGAUAAACCAUUAGCAAGUGGUGGAAAAGAAUGCCCACAAUGUACAUUAGUAAAUGAGAAAAAUGUCUCAGUCUGUGAUGCUUGUGGUAUCAGUUUAAAAGAUUCACCUACCUAUAUUUAGAUAUUUAAUUGUUUGAAAGAAAAAUUGCAUUGUUUUGUAUAUGUUUGAAAUUAAAAUUGGAAAUAGUAAAUACAUUUUCUGGAUGUUAGAUAUCGUCCUAAUAAGAAUUUUUGAAAUAUUUGAAAAAAAAUGUUAGUACUUAUAAUACUGAAACUAGCUGAUAUAAGUGGUAACAAUUUUUCUUGAUUGCUUUAGAAAACAAAAAAGAGUACUAUUACAUUAAUGGAACUUAGAAUUUCUUAAAUCAUAUAAUGAGAGAGAGGAUGUAUAAAAUUAUUUAUUUAAAAUUGUUUGAGUAGAUUUGUGAUAUGAGUAUAUUAAUAUUAUGGUAAUACUGCAAUGGUCUACCAUUUGUUCGGAGAAAAGUAAAAGUGUACACAUGUAAGUACCUCUUUCUGUCGAUUCAAUUAUAUUCAAUUAUAUUUAAGCAAAGAUUUAUUGUUUUCAAUAUUUUUUGUCAUUUACCAUAUAAAAUUUCUUUGUGAUUUUCUACGAAAUUUUAUAUAUACAAUUAAAUUACUUUUAUUAAAAAUUUAGUUAUUGAUUUGACUAGAUAUUUAAUAUUAAAAAUUAAACUAGUAAAGAAUUAUUAUCAAUAACAUUUGAUAGCCUAAAUAGUUUAAUACAAAGAGUUAUACAAAUUAUUUAUUCUAUAGCAUGUAUAUGUAUUAUAUUC